UUGACACCACCAGUGCGGACUGGAGCAGGACCUCCGAGGAAAACCGGAGAGUGAACCGGGCGCUUCAUGAUUUCUGCUCCCUUUUCUCUCAGUUUAAGAUUUUGACAGUUUGUUUUAGUUUUGGCUCGUCUGGGCUCCUCUUCUGGACCGAGUGGACUCCUGGAAAAAAAGACACAAACAUGGAGAUAGAGAAGGAAGUGAAGAAGAUGACCCUCGGCCACGAGUUUGGUGCCGGAGCUUCCUGUUUGAAAUGCAAGGACAAGUGUGAAGGCUUCGACCUGCAUUUCUGGAGGAAAAUCUGCAGGAACUGUAAAUGUGGGCUGACGGAGCACAACGUGCAGAUGAUCUCUGAGGAGAACAAGAAGGUGGGGAAGCUGUUCGAGGACACCAAGUACACCGGCCUGAUCGCCAAGCUGAAGACGGACGGUGUCCCCAGCUACCGCGGCAACAUGGUGACCAUCUCCAUGCCCAGCAGCGGCACCGCGUACAUCGUGCCGCCCGGCGCCUCCUCUUCUUCUGUGGUGCGCCCGCCUGCCACCGCCGGUUCUGUGCAGCCAGCAGGGGGCGCUGCAGGUCCAGCAAGGGGCGCUGCAGGUUCAUCAGGGGGUGUUCGUCCUCCAGCAGCCAGCCUCACGCCCCUGAAGGCCAACAGAGUGCCCGUCACCGUCAGCCUCGCCUCAGCCAACACGGUGCCCAGAGACGUGCCCAUGAUGUCCGUCACCUACGAGUGGGCUCCACCUGUCGCCAAUAAGUACCUGGCGGCGCGGUACAUCGAGCUGCUCCCCGCAGAGAAGCGUCCGGUGGCCGGUACCGAGGGAGCCGUGUACCGCCGGCAGCAGAUGGCCCGCCAGCUGCCAGAACACGACCAGGACCCGGCCCAGUGCCACGAGUUGAGCCCCGCCGAGGUCAAGCAGAUGCAGCAGUUCGUCAGAAAGUACAAGGACGAGGCGUUGGGCGUGGCAGACGUCAUCCUGCCCGAGGAGAUGGCUCUGGUUCGGGCCGGGGGAGGAGCUGGAGGGGCUCACGGUGCUGGAGGGGCCGGGUAUGGACCGGGAGGAGUGGGAGCUGGAGCUGGAGGUCCUGGUAUUGGAGCUGGUUAUGGUUCUGGAGCUGGUUAUGGGCCAGGGAAUGCAGGUCCUGGAGUUGGUGUGGGUUUUGGAGCAGGAGGUAGAGGAGCUGGUGCUCCUGGUUCUGCUGGUGCUCCUGGUUCUGCUGGUGCUCCUGGUGUUCCUGGUUCUGCUGGUGUUCCUGGUUAUGCUGGUGCUACUGGUUAUGCUGGUGUUCCUGGUUCUGCUGGUCUUCCUGGUGCUCCUGGUUCUGCUGGUUAUGCUGGUGCUCCUGGUCUUCCUGGUGCUCCUGGUUCUGCUGGUGCUUCUGGUGUUCCUGGUUCUGCUGGUUCUGCUGGUGCUCCUGGUUCUGCUGGUUAUGCUGGUGCUCCUGGUGCUCCUGGUUCUGCUGGUGCUCCUGGUUCUGCUGGUCUUCCUGGUCCUGCUGGUGCUCCCGGUGUUGCUGGUUAUGCUGGAUAUGCUGGUGUUCCCGGUUCUGCUGGUAUUGCUGGUGUUCCUGGUUCUGCCGCUGUUCCUGGUUAUGCUGAGGUUUCUGGUGUUCCCGGUGUUCCUGGUUAUGCUGGAUAUGCUGGUGUUCCUGGUGCUCCUGGUUCUGCUGGUGCUCCUGGUUCUGCUGGUGCUCCCGGUGUUCCUGGAUAUGCUGGUGUUCCUGGUUCUGGUGUUGCUGGUGCCCUCCCAGGGCCCGGCUCAGGAGCGAUGGGCGCUCCUGGAUCUCAGCAGGCUGGACUCCCACAACAGGCCUUCUCGUGCAAUCACUGCCAGCAGCCGAUGCGAGUUGGCGAGCCGGCGGUGUACGCAGAGCGCGCCGGAUACGAUAAGAUGUGGCACCCCGCCUGCUUCGUCUGCUGUAACUGCAGCGAGCUGCUGGUGGACAUGAUCUACUUCUGGAAGAAAGGCAAGCUGUACUGCGGACGCCAUUACGGAGACAGCGAGAAGCCGCGCUGUGGAGGCUGUGAUGAGCUGAUCUUCAGUAAUGAGUACACGCAGGCUGAGGGUCAGAACUGGCAUCUGAAGCACUUCUGCUGCUUUGAUUGCGACUGUAUCCUCGCCGGAGAGACGUACGUGAUGGAGAACGAUAAACCCGUGUGCCAGCCGUGCUACAUGAAGAGCUACGCUGUGACAUGCUGCUCCUGCCAGCUCCCUUUGGAGCCCGAGGCCCAGAGGGUUUCCUACGGAGACUUCCACUGGCACGCCGACCCGCAGUGCUUCAAGUGCUCCGGCUGCUCCAAGUGUCUGGUGGGCCAGCGCUUCAUGGCCGUGAAGAACUUCCUCUUCUGCUCCGUGGACUGCAAGAAGAAAAUCGUGGUUUAGAGCGGCCAGAACUACUCCCUCCAUCUUCCCUCAAAACCACUCGUGAAACCAGGCAGCGUUCAGAUGGAUUCAGAGCAGAAACAAACAUGGCUGCACGUGGGGAGAGAUUGUGUGGUGUUGUGUUACCAUUCAGUGCCUGAUACCUCUGAUAUAGAGGCGUAUUAUAAUAAUAACGAAUGCAUUUUACAUUAGGGUGCUCUUACCCUUCGGUUCAUGGAGAUCACAGUAUUGAUAAAUCACCCAAACGUCAACCUUCUAGUUUGUUAUUUUCAACAACUUCAGUAUAAAUACGUAGAGAAAAGGCAAAUAAAACACAUGUAUUUGAAGUGUGAGAGCAAAACAAAGCUUAUAAUUAAAAAGUGCUCCCGUGAGAUAUCCAAUGACAUUGUUUCUGGUCAGGGACGUCAUAUUUUAUUAGAAAAAUUACAAACUUUACGAUAAAUACAUUUCAAAAUGGACUGUGGUUGUGUUACCAUUCAGUGCCUGAUGCGUCUAAUGUUGAGGCGUGUAAUAAUAAUGAAUGCAUUUUACGUUAGGGUGCUCUUACCCUUCGGUUAAUGGAGAUCACAGUAUUGAUAAAUCACCCAAACGUCUUCCUUCCAGUUUGUUAUCUGGCUUUUUCUCAACUAAUUCAGUUUAAAUAUGUAGAGAAAAGGCAAAUAAAACCAAGAUAUUUGAAGUGGGAGAGCAGAAAACAAAGCUUAUAAUUAAAAAGCGCUCCUGUGAGUUAUCCAAUGACAUUGUUUUCGUCAUAUUUUAUUAGAAAAAUUACAAACUUCAAAGUCUGUCAGUCAUUUCCUCUCAACUAUUCCAUUGUUGUUGCUUUUCUUGCACUGUUUUCAUACCGAUGAGAUUUAUUUUGUGUUGGUCAGUGGAGACGAUCCAGUUUCCUGAUGUUGAACCUGUGUCUUUGAAUGUGCUGCUCCUAUUGAACCUACUGUUGAUUUGCCACCAUUUGAGCGUUCUUCCUACAAAAUAACUACUGAUACUAUCUCUCCUCUAUGCAGUAAUAUGAUGAGCAAUAUUUGCCAGGUUUGCUUUGCUUCUUAAUCUUAUUUCAGAUCAAACUAAAAUCAAAUGGUAAUGAUAUUUGAUAUUAAAAGCUCUCUGAGGAAAUGUAACUAGAGAGAUUUUGGAAAUGAAACAUCCCAACACUGAUAACAGUACAUGUUUCUUUACACAUAAUCCAAUAGGGUGCGUAUUGCAGUAUUAAAUAGUAUUUUGGGUUGACACUAUAUGAAAACCUCCCAUGAUGCACCACCAUUAACCAGUUUAGGAGGUACACAAGUAUAAAGUAUUGCUUUCCGAACAAUGGCUCUAAUACUAAGUGGUUAUAUGAGCAGGUGUAUGAAAGGUAUUUAUAACUCCGUCCUGCUUGUGUAUGUUGAUGUGGAUAAAGAACGUGCACAGAGAUAUUUUUUAUUGUAAGGAUGUUAGAUUGCAUUAGCUUUUGUCCCAUGAACUGGCAUCACUGUACCGAAUUCAGUCCAAUUAUACUGCAAGAUAUAUCCUUGAAAAGCGCUGUAGAAACGCUGUGUUUGGUUGUUGGAUCUUCGUUAACUUCCACAAAGAGUUCUGUAAUGAUUGGUCCAGAUAAGAAUUACACAUUUAAAUAAAUACGUCAUGACGAGGAGCUCGUUAGAAAUAUAUCAUUGAGUAAAAAUAAAAAAGGAAAAAGGCUGAACAAACCAAUGAGAGCAGAAAAUGUGUUUGUUUGUUUUUACAUUUUCAUCCAUGUAGAUUGUAGAUCAUCCACUGGUGAAUAUAAACACUGAACAUGUGUUGUAUAGGGAUAAUGACAUGGGACCCAAACACUUGAUGAAAUCAGGAAAUCACUGGACAUUUCCAUAAAUAAAAACGACGUGAGUUUCUUUAUUUUUUGUUCUUUUGUGCCAUGUACUUUUCCAAUAAUGCAAUAAAUGUAAUUUGACACA
Molecule: messenger RNA, 4312 nt
Organism: Trematomus bernacchii (emerald rockcod)
Lineage: Eukaryota; Metazoa; Chordata; Actinopteri; Perciformes; Nototheniidae
Gene: tes
Product: testis derived transcript (3 LIM domains)
Exons: 7
Coding region: 180-2378 (732 amino acids)
Molecular function (GO): zinc ion binding
Source: RefSeq, a predicted model, not a curated record